Molecule: messenger RNA, 4503 nt
Organism: Vanessa atalanta (red admiral)
Lineage: Eukaryota; Metazoa; Arthropoda; Insecta; Lepidoptera; Nymphalidae
Gene: Tollo
Product: toll-like receptor Tollo
Exons: 1
Coding region: 234-4067 (1277 amino acids)
Biological process (GO): signal transduction
Molecular function (GO): protein binding
Source: RefSeq, a predicted model, not a curated record
ACCCUAGACUUCGGCGCGAGCGUGCGCGUCACGUAUUUUGUUAUCGAGUAGCAAAUGCGAUCUUAUCCAAUUAGUGCUUACGCGGAAUAAGAGUUGAGUGGCCGGUUAUACGUGUGCGCUCUUACUGUUCGUUGCCAUACUGAAGCGAUAAUGUUUUUAAGUGUAAUUGUAGUGGGAAAUUGAAAAAUAAACAAUGUAUAAGUUAAAGUGAAAUUUUGUGAAAGGAAUAUAAAAUGUGUCCGAUGUGGUUUACAAGCGCUCUGUUGGCGCUUAGCGCGGUCUUACCGGCAUGGAGUGCGUCUUUAUCAGCGACGACAGGAACGCGAUAUCAAGCUCCUGAUGAAUGUCGCUGGACUACUGACGAUGACGACACAGGAGUCGCGUUGCAGUGUCGAUUAAGGACUAUAAAUAGCGAAUUAGAAAAUACUAAUUUUAGUGCCAUUCAACCACAUCUAACAGCGCGGUUGCGCCUCGAAUGUAGUGAUGCACUUUUCUUUCAAAGCUCCCUAGCGCCAGGAAGUUUUCGCCAGUUAAUAGAGUUAAGAGAGCUUACAAUUGAAUAUUGUAAAAUCGGAAAUCUAUCGGAUAGUGCAUUUACUGGUCUGCGUGAGCUCAGAAAUUUAACAAUAAGAACCCACAACACAGAUUGGUCUACAAUGUCAUUAGAAAUAACAUCCACAGCAUUUUCUAGAGACGUGCAAAAUCUUGAAAGACUUGAUCUUAGUGAAAACAAUAUGUUAACCUUUCCCGAGGGUGCUCUUUGCUCCUUACGUAACCUAGAAUAUUUGAAUAUGACCGGGAACAGGAUGAGAGAUAUUAGUCAUUUUCAAUUUUCGACUGCUCAUCGCCAUCCCACGGAAAAAUGUGGAGACAAUCUCUUAAUAUUAGAUCUAUCAAGAAAUCUCAUCGAUACGAUACCACCGGGACUUCUCUCUGGCCUUAGAAGAUUACAAAAACUGUAUCUGCAAGGCAAUGGACUUAACUCAGUGGCGGACAGAGCAUUGGAGGGGCUUAUAUCUCUAACAACAAUUAGGUUUUCUGAUAAUCAGCUCACUAGUUUACCUCCAGAAUUAUUCAGUGAUACAAAAGAAUUAAAAGAAAUUUAUUUAAACAACAAUACCAUUACUGUGCUCGCUCCAGGAUUGUUUAGUGAUCUUUUCCAACUGCUCGUUUUGGAUUUAUCAUACAACGAGUUGACUUCGGAUUGGAUAAAUACUUCAACAUUUUCUGGAUUGAAACGACUUGUAUUUUUAGACUUUUCACAUAACAGAGUAUCAAAAAUGGAAAUCGCGCUCUUUAGAGAUUUACAUAAUUUACAAAUAUUGAAAAUGCAAGACAAUUUCAUAGAACAUAUCUCAGAGAACGUGUUCAGCUCGCUUGCAAAUUUACACACAUUGAUAUUAUCAAAUAAUAGGCUUACAAACAUCGAGAGCUUUGCAUUUAUGGGUUUACAUGUACUAUCUGUUUUAUCUAUUGACAGUAAUCGCAUUUCGAAAAUACACCCGCAUGCCUUACGCAACUGUACUUCUUUACAAGAUCUACAUAUUAAUGGAAACAGAUUAGAUGAAGUUCCAAUAGCUUUAAAAGAAAUUCCUCAAUUAAAGACACUAGACCUCGGGGAAAAUUUGAUAGUGAGCAUAGAAAACGCUUCUUUUAUGACAAUGCAACAAAUGUAUGGCUUGAGAUUAACGGAGAAUAAUAUUGGAAAUAUAAGCAAAGGAGUUUUUGACAAAAUGACAUCACUAAAAAUUUUAAAUUUAUCUCGAAAUAAAAUCCAUAAGAUUGAAGCCGGCGCUUUCGACGGUAAUGUAAACUUGCAAGCCAUAAGAUUAGAUGGAAAUUACUUGACCGACAUCGGUGGACUUUUCGCCAAGUUACCUAAUUUGGUAUGGUUGAACAUUUCUGAUAAUCGUCUAGAAUGGUUCGACUACGCUAUGAUUCCAACUGGAUUGCAGUGGUUGGACAUUCACGCUAACAGAAUUGCUGAACUUGGAAAUUACUUUGAAAUUGAAUCGCAACUAUCGCUUAGUACUUUCGACGCAAGUUCUAAUAGGUUAACGGAGAUAACUGGAAGUGCGAUACCUAACUCAGUUGAAAUGUUAUAUUUAAACGAUAAUUUAAUUUCAAAAGUACAAUCAUACACAUUUUUUAAAAAACCAAAUUUGACGAGAGUUGAUUUGUACGGAAACAAAAUAACGAGUUUAGAUCCCAACUCGUUAAGAAUAUCUGCCGUGCCACAGGAUAAAUCAGUGCCAGAGUUUUUUAUUGGUGGAAACCCGCUAGAAUGUGAUUGUACAAUGGAAUGGUUACAAAAAAUAAAUACUGGAAACAGAGCUAGAACUCAACCUAAGUUAAUGGAUCUGGAUAGUAUAUAUUGUAAAUUACUUUACAAUCGUGGCAAUACGUACGUGCCUUUAGUAGAAGCCGCGCCACACCAGUUUUUAUGUAAAUAUGAAUUCCAUUGUUUUGCCCUGUGUCAUUGUUGUGACUUUGAUGCCUGUGACUGUGAAAUGACUUGCCCCAAUAAUUGCACCUGUUAUCACGAUCAAUCUUGGUCGGCUAAUGUUGUGGAGUGUUCGAGUGCUGGUUAUGUAAACAUGCUGCCUGAAAGAAUUCCGAUGGAAGCUACACAAUUAUAUUUGGAUGGCAACAAUAUAAAAAUGCUUCCAAGUCAUGCAUUUAUUGGAAGAAAAAGGCUAAAGAUUUUAUAUUUAAAUUCAUCAAACAUAGAAACGAUACAUAAUAGAACAUUCAAUGGAUUAAAAGAAUUGGAAGUACUCCAUCUUGAUCAUAAUAGCUUAUCAGCUGUGGAAGGCCAGGAAUUUAACGGUCUUGAGAAUUUACGGGAAUUAUACCUUAAUAACAACAAAAUAAAGUCUAUUGGGAAAGAGAUGUUUAACCAUAUGUCAAGACUGAAAAUAUUGCACCUGCAUCACAAUAGAUUGGUGACCUUGUCAGUGUGGCAAAUAAAUGCAGCAGUUACAACUAUUUCCUUAUCAUUUAACCCUUGGUCAUGUGACUGUGAAUACACAGAGAUGUUCCGAGAAUGGACCAAACGAGUAAGUUCAAUAAUAGAUAUAUCGACCGUAAAAUGCAUUUACUCGAAACGAAAUAUCACAGAUUUAGAAUUAUACAACGAAAAUAUUUUCGACGAACCAUACUCAGGUUUUAAAAUUACUGAAGAAAAUGGAACUAUAUGCACGGGAUUACCAAGUAUAAACAACAGUGUCAAUGGUAAUUUGACGGCUACGAAAACUAUUAUAACUAACGAAGUAGUCGACUACAUACCCCUACUUGUUGCAACACUAGGACCAGUGCUAAUAAUAUUAAUUAUUGUGGUGACCGUCUUCAUAUACAGACAACAAAUGAGAGUGUGGUUUCAUUCAAAGUUCGGUGUAAGAUUAUUCUACAAAGCGAGUGAUAUAGACGGUGAAGAUCGAGAAAAACUUUACGAUGCGUUCGUGAGUUAUAGUUCCAAAGACGAAGCAUGGGUGACAGAGAAACUGGCACCGGUCUUGGAACGUGGAGAUCCUCCUUACAAAUUAUACUUACAUUAUCGCGAUUUUCCAGUGGGCGGAUAUAUCGCCGAUAAUAUUAUACAGGCUGUGGAAUCAUCGCGUCGUACAAUAAUGGUGUUAAGUGAGAAUUUUAUAAAAUCCGAGUGGUGUCGUUUCGAAUUUAAAUCCGCGCAUCAUCAAGUGUUAAGAGAUAGACGAAAAAGACUCAUUGUUGUUUUGUUAGGUAACGUGCCCAAAAAGGAUCUCGACCCUGAUAUAAGACUUUACUUAAAAACUAAUACGUGUGUUGAAUGGAAUGACAAAUUAUUCUGGGAGAAAUUAAGAUUCGCUUUGCCCGAUGUACAUGAUAAGCAGAGAUGUCGAGGAAUGCCGAGCCCGGGAGCUGGUGCAGUUCCCAUGCACCGACAUCAUCAUCCUAGGAACCACCUAGGUGCAUUACCACCGCCACCAGUGCAUGGAGCUCACCCUGUGCUACCGCCCCAUCCGUCCCAUACAUCCCAUCAAAUCCCGGCACGUGCAUCGCCACGAAACCUCUCCGUCCAUGUGUAGUGUUGUGUAUAAACCAAUUCUGUGUAUAAACUGAACCCAAGUGCGCAGUGACUCUUAAGUGAAUUUGUGAUGGCUAGUCGGUUAUCGUGUAAUGUAAUGUACAUAUAUCAUUUAUACUAUAAUAGUCGUAGAUUAUAAUUGUAAAUAGCUUCAAUUCAAAUUGCAAAUGAAAAUGUACCACAAUAAGAUCAAGCAUAAAUUUAAAAUAUUAGUUAUUACUAAAGAUUGGUAUUAUAUUUGUAGAAACCAUUAGGAGCCCGUUAUAAUGGCUAUUCUUUUUCGGGAAAUUUAGGUGACUUAUUUUAUAAAUAAACAAAUAACUAAAAAUGGCGAUGUUGCCACAAUCUGUGAUAAAUUAGUUAUAGUUAGUUAGCAUCUCUAGUUAUUAAUGUACAUUUGUAAUUUAGUCACGAGAAAAGAACGUAUUUAUUGUAAA